Metschnikowia bicuspidata var. bicuspidata NRRL YB-4993 is the source of this 640-nucleotide messenger RNA. RefSeq lists its product as uncharacterized. Lineage: Eukaryota; Fungi; Ascomycota; Pichiomycetes; Serinales; Metschnikowiaceae. The coding region runs from base 110 to 469 and encodes 119 amino acids. The record is from RefSeq and is a predicted model, not a curated record. The transcript has a single exon.
UCUCCGGGACCAACCAGUGCCACGAAUCCGGCGCACCGCAGUCAAACCACCAACUACUAAUACACAGCCUAGUGUUAUCUGUCUUCACCCUGCCAGUGAUUCCAGGAACAUGCACCGAAAAGCCAGGGGAUUGGUGCCACAGCCUCGCGCCAUACUGGCCGUCUAUAUCCAUGCCAAUUUGCUAGCGCAUGUCAUCCAUAAGACGAGUCUGUGCUUUACGCACAUGGAUCUGGAGCUGCAGAAAAAAACAAGUGAAUGGCCAGUCCAUUACAUCCAUUGGAAUGAGAUUGUCUAUAAUGUCACGAUGGCAUUCUUCUGGUCUUCAUGGUAUCUGGGCAUUUCCUGUAAAUCUCAAGAAUGGUGCCAUUUAAGUCGGGCCGGCCUUGCGGGCUUGACUUGGGUCACGGAGGUUCUCCAGAGAAUCGCGUGUAUCUGCUUCAUCGUCUAUGUUGCCACAGUUGAUGCGUAGAGUGAUGAGUGUGGCGCCGCGAGGCUGGGCAAACUGAUUGAGAGCCAAGCCGGACAUGGGUGCAUCGAAGUUCAGAUGACCUUCCCUACGGUCUGAACUCAUUUGAAGCAAACCCCAAAGACGAAAAGAGGCAGUUGACAAAUCAGUAAGGCGGGGCCAGCCAAGGGAUUC